AUGAAAAUUAAAAAAAAAAAACAACUAUUUUUACCGAAGAUCGAUUAUCAAAUUUUAGAGAUUAGUACAAUUUGCUAAAGCAGAACAUAAGGCAAAUACCCCUUCAUCAUAAAUUUAAUUGUCACUAUUUAAAUAAAGAAGAAAAUAUAGAAAAAAAAGAAGUAAUAAAAAAUUAUUAAUCAGAAAAAGAAGCAUUAAAAAAUAAGUUAAAUUUUGAAAAAAUAAUAAUAUGAAAAAUAAAUCAAAUUUUAUAUCCAUUUAUAUAUUAAAAAUAUGACAAUUAAAACAGAUAAACUCAUUUACCCUAAAUAAACUUAUAAAUUUGUGAUAUUAAGGCACUUUGCUAAAGCUUAUCCUAAAUCUUUUACACCACUUUUACUAAUUUAUUUGCUACUUUUUAAAUAUUGUAGAAAAAAUAAUUAGUUUGUCUAAAGGUAAAUAAAAAUAAAUAAAAUAUUAUAUAUAAAGCAAGAAUCAAAAAAAGUUAAAAAUUAAAAAAAAUAAGAAGAAGGAGAAAAAAAAUUUAUAAUUUGA
Tetrahymena thermophila SB210 is the source of this 534-nucleotide messenger RNA. RefSeq lists its product as hypothetical. The transcript has a single exon. Lineage: Eukaryota; Ciliophora; Oligohymenophorea; Hymenostomatida; Tetrahymenidae. The record is from RefSeq and is a predicted model, not a curated record.